CCCAAACGCUGUGCACACUGCUUCAUAUGGCUAUACAAUCCGCAUAAACCGGCAACAAGCAGGGCGCAUCAGUGAACACUGCUUCAACCGACAAAAAAAAGCGGAGUUUCCCCCACUGGACACUGAUGCUAUAUUUUCGUUCACUAAUUAAUGGAUCCAUUCACAAUUUGUGCGCCCCAGGAUGCAGUGACAUGACUUUUCCCACCCAGAGGAUGACUUGAUUUCAUAAACCCACACGUGAUUGCUGAAUAGGUUUAUUUUGUCAUGACGAUAUAAAAAUUAACACAGUUUUAGGGAGGGAUUUCUGGACAGACGCGAGCGCUUGUGUUGCCUGGCGUGGCUGCUUGCUGUCCCGCGGGCUGCUGGUGCUGAAAGGAGUCCAAUAAUAUAGUCGCCAAAUAUUUUGACAUAAAAUCAUUAUUUAGUCAUUGGCUCGAUAGCGAAUACCAUAGUAGCAGUUAGGAUACCCGUAUCUCUACGCCUUUGGAGUGGAAUGUGAAAUGGAGUGAAAUGGAGCGUUUUAGUGAUUCUUCACGACGAGUACAUUUGGAAUCUCGCUGAACUUAAUUGUGUUUCUCAUUUUGAGCUAAAUAAAAAAAACGUUUCGCGGUGUGGUUUGGAUUUUUUUAGAAAGAUGGGAAGCAGGUGCACCGGUGCUGCCCAUUGUGGUUGUGUGCCCCGGGGUGGAGCUGCUCGCUGUCCCGCGUGCUCGUGGUGCUGAAAUGUGCACGAUGUCCGCGCGGCAGAGACUCCCGGGCUGCCGUUCGCUGCACAUCAACGAGGAUAACGGGCGUUUCGUGCUGUUGGCGCUGCUCAUCCUCAUAUACCUUCUGUGUGGCGCUGCGGUCUUCUCAGCUAUAGAGCGGCCGUCGGAGGUGCGAGCCCGAGUUCGCUGGAAUCGCACACUGCACAACUUCAGCGACGCUUUCAACAUCAGCGUGCACGAACUUAGCACCUUCCUGCGCGAGUACGAAACCGCUGCGGCCGCCGGGAUCCGGGCCGAUGCCCUGCGACCGCGAUGGGAUUUUACGGGGGCAUUUUACUUUGUGGCAACGGUUGUGUCAACUAUCGGUUUUGGGAUGACAACCCCAGUGACGGUAGCUGGCAAAGUGUUUCUGAUCUUCUAUGGUCUCCUUGGGUGCGCAGCCACUAUUCUAUUCUUUAACCUUUUCCUAGAACGUAUCAUCACCGUGUUAGCUGUGGUGAUGAAAGCUUUUAGGCUACAUCGCUUGCGCACUAGUGGCCUCCUCCCACCAGGAAUCUGCCAGGACUUUGCAGCCAGCACUCUUCCUGGUUGGAAGCCCUCUGUCUAUCAUGUGAUGCUGAUCCUGGGCCUUUCAGCUAUCAUCAUCUCCUGCUGUGCCUCAGCCAUGUACACCCCCAUAGAAGGCUGGGCCUACCUCGACUCCCUCUAUUUCUGCUUUGUCACCUUCAGCACUAUUGGUUUUGGAGAUCUAGUGAGCAGCCAGAACAAAGCCUACAGCUACCAGGGUCUGUACCGGUUGGCCAACUUCCUUUUAAUCCUGACUGGUGUCUGCUGCAUCUACUCGCUCUUCAAUGUGAUUUCCAUUGUGAUCAAGCAGGUGCUCAACUGGAUGCUGAGCAAAAUGAGUUGCCUUUGCUGCCAGCGCUGCAACAAGGCUAGUGCUUUCCUGGGGCGCCGCAAUGCCAUCCGCCCUGGAUCACGGCUCAGACAGGGCCAUUUUGGGUACACAUAUGACUCUGAGGGGCCUUGUGACAAUGACCGGGAGGGUAGAAGGCUCUCUGGUGAGAUGAUCUCCAUGCGGGACUUGGCAGGCUCAAACAAAAUAUCACUGGCCAUCAUGCAGAAACAGCUCUCAGAGUCUGCAAAUGGGUACCCCAGGACAGUUUGUGGAAGCUCAAGACUCAAUGGUUUCUCUGGUGGAGUUGGUGCUUUGGGUAUCAUGAACAACAGAUUGGCUGAGACAAGUGACUCUAGGUAAAGGUGUCUUACGCAUCAAGAGUAACACUGUAGUUUAUAACAAAGCUUUUGUAAGUACAGGAGCGCUGAUGUUCUGAAGGAUAUAGUUUUGACUAUAGUCUGACUUUGCCUUGGCCACAAGUUCCAGUGAAACAGCAUGAUUUGCAUGAUGUAUUUGAGAUAUCUAUUUGAGCCAGGAUUUAUUGUGAUACCCCACUGGUUGGGAAAUUAGGCUACAACUCAGAUAGUAAUAGAUUUGAAUUCACUGGAGUAAGACACCCCAUAUGGCUUGAUAAAGUAUGAAAACUGCAUAAAUACCUUCCUAAGCCUUUUCAGGGGACCACAGUUACUCUAAUAUUAAAAGAUAGUUAAAGUAGUUAGGUGCAUACAUGAUUUUCUAGCUUUUACCUAGUUAAAAUAUUUGGACUGCCUAGUAUAGCACAGCUAUAACUGACAAUACCCAAACAAAGAAAUCCAAAAUCUCUGGAAUUUAAACAUAGAGCAUUGCCUAUGACUGAUAUAAAUCAUCUAUGUUAUAUAGGAUCACCUCCUGGAACUGUAGGUUGAGGUUACAUCAUUUUCAACUAUCAAACAUAUUGCACAUGCCUAUAUUUCAGCUAUGCAUCUCUUUCUAAUAAGAGCAUUGCAAAUAAUCUUGAUUCAAAAGUCAAAUGUAGAACAUGCUGAAUGUUAAUAAGUCUGUGACCCCUUUAGAAUGAUCUAAUAUUUUAAAUUAAUUCUCAAAUAAAAAUCAUCCAUGGUGAUAUUUAAUGACUCUUUUUGAUGAAAUCAUCUAUAAUGAGAAGUCAUAAUAAUAAGUAAUAAUAGUGGGAUUGGUAAAAAAAAAAUGUAAAGUUCUAUUUCUUUAUUUAACAGUCAAAAACACAAUUACCCUGCCUUGUGCCCUGAGUCUCCUGGGGUAAGCUCCAGGUUCCCUGUGGUUUAGAGAAUGGAUGGACAAGCUUACUGUAGUUUAUGAUUGUAAUUGAGUAGAUGGUAUUGUGUUAAGGAAAUGGUCAACCCACAUUGUUGGGAUGUCUUGCGAGAUUUGUUUUUCUUGGUAUCAUUUAGCAGCAUUUUAAUAGGAUUGAGGACAAGGUUCUAUGGCACGCUAAAACAUUAUUUUGAUAGUUGAUUUGCUCUUGUGUUUUAGGUCAUUUUAAUGCUGCAUAAUCUAAUCUUAUUUUGACUUCUAGAUCAUAGAUACUUUUUAAAAUAAUUCAGUCACUUCUUCCUUAAUGGUCACUGUGAUCAAAACAUGCAAUAUACUGUAUAGCUGAGGCCAAAUCUUAAGCUAAAGUAAACUUUUUUCACAACUCCAUAUAUUACAUUUCCUGUUUAAUUUCAAAAUAAAAGACAGACAGAUUUUAAGUAUUUGCUACAUCCAAUUGUCAGUGAGUCAAAAGAUUGCAUAUACUGUUGCAUAUAGUCUUUGGUGGGUGUUUUUUUUGGUUAAUAAGUAAUUCCAGUCAAGAUUUUACAUGUUUUCAUAUUUAGUUAGUUUUUUACUUAAAAUUGAUAAGUGUUAUAUAAAAAUACUACAUCAGUACAAAGGAAAUUUUGGUACAUGCUUGGAAGUAAGUUGCUGUGUUUGUAAAUGGUAAUUCAUUAAUUUUUCACCCUGACUAAGUAAGAUGAAUGAUAUAUAUUUUCCUCCUCAAAGAGCAAAAUGUACACCUACUGUCCACUUUAUUAGGAACACCUGCAAACCUGCACAUUAUUGCAGUUCUCUGUUCUGUCAAUCAUGUGGCAGCAGCACACAUGCAUAAAGCCAUUCAGAUACAAGAACAUCAGAUAAUAUUUACAUACAACCUUGUUGAUGAGAGAGAUCAGAGGAUAAUGACCAUACUGUUCAGAGCUGACAGGAAGUCUGUAGUAAAUCAAAUAAACACUCUUUACAACUCCAGUGAGCAGAAAAGCAUCUCAGAAUGCACAACACAUCAAUCCUUGGUGGAUAAGCUACAAGACCACAUCAGGUUCCACUCUUGUAGGCCAAGAACAAGAAUUUGAGGCUAUCAUGGGCACUCUUUGCCUUAGGACUCACCCAAAGUAGAGCUGAAGACUGGUAAAAGAUGUGUUUUUUCCUCAACUGUGGCCUGUAUCCAUGAUAGCCUCUGUUAUUGGAUGACAGGAGAACAAUCUGACGUGGUCUUCUGCUUCUGUAGCCUACCCAUCUUAAGGUUUGAUGUUUUGCAAUUCGGAUUCUUUCUGAUCACCACAGUUAGGAACAGUGUGUAUUUGAGUUAUUAUAUCUUUCCUGGCAACUUAAACCAAUUUGGUAAUUUUUGUCUGACCUCUUUUAUCUCUUUUAUGUUUCAGUCUGCAGACCCUCAGCACAACGUCAGUUUCUGAAAAAAACUCAAACCAGUCCAUCUGGCAUCAAAAACCAUGCCAUUGUUAAUAACAGAGAUUCCAGCCACCCCCCCCCUCUGAAGUUUGACGUGAACAUUAACUGAAGCUCUUGAUCUGUAUCUGCUUUUUAUGCACUGCUGCCACAGCAUUGGCUGGUGUGAACGAAUGUGCAGUUGUCCAUAUAUUAAAGUGGAUGGUGAGUGUAAAGUCCAUAUAUGUAUUUAGCAUACAAAUAGUUGUAUGCAUUUGUAUGCACAGUAGAACUCAUUUAAAGGUAAGAAGUGCUACUGUCUACUGUUAUUUCUGAUGCUGUGUGCAAUCAUUCUGAUUUGAUGUCAGUCCAUAACUGGGGAAGGAGUUGAGAAGACCAGAAAUGUUAGGAAAAUGUAAAUAUACAAAAAUAGUAUCUAUAACAAAUGAAGUAAAGAAUAGUUAUAGUUAUUUUAAAUAACCUUCAUUUAGUUAAGCAAGAAAGAAUUAAUCAAUUAACAAAAUUGAAUGUAAAUAAAGAAAAGAGAAAUCCAAAUCAAAUCAGUAUUUGGUGUGACCACCCUUUGCCUGAAAACAGCAUCAAUUCUUCUAGGUACACUUGCACACUUGAGUUUUUUGAAGGAAUUCGGCAGGUAGGUCGUUCCAAACAUCUAGGAGAACUAACCACAGAUCUUUUGAAGAUGUAACCUGCCUCAAAUCCUUUUGUCUCUUCAUGUAAAUUCCAGACAUACUUGACAAUGUUGAGAUCAGGGCUCUGUGGGGGUCAAACCAGGAUUCCUUAUUCUUCUUUACAAAGAAGAUAGUUCUUUAUGUCAUUGGCUGUAUGUUUGGGGUCACUGUCCUGCUGCAGAAUAAGUUUAUGGCCAUUCAGAUGCCUCCCUGAUGGUAUUGCAUGAUGGAUAAGUAUCUGCCUGUGUUUCGCAGCAUUGAGGACACCAUUAACCCUGACCAAAUCUCAAAUUCCAUUUGCAGAAAUGCAGCCCCAAACUUGCAAGGAACCUCCACUGUUCUUCACUGUUGCCUGCGGAGACUCAAUAUUGUACCACUCUCCAGCCUUUGGGCAAACAAACUGCCUCCUGCUAUAACCAAAUAUUUCAAUUUUUGUCUCAGUCCAGGGCACCUAUAUUUUCAUGCAUAGUUGAGUUGCUUAGCUUUGUUUCCAAGUCAGGGGAUGACUUUUUGGAAUUCGCAAUUCUUCCUUUAAGACUUCUCCGGAUAGUAGAUCGGUAUAAGUGGGUCCGUCUGGUUUCCGCCAGUUCUUUGCUGAUGGCAUUGCUGGACAUCUUCCGAUGUUGAAGGGAAUUAAGCAUAAUGUGUCUUUCAUCUGCUGCAUUAACCUUCCUUGGCUGACCACUCUGUCUAGGGUCCUCAGCAUUGCCCGUGUCUUUGUGCUUCUUCAAAAUAGUUUAAACAGCACAUCUUGAAACAACAGUCUGCUUUGAAAUCUUUGCCUGGGAGUGACCUUGCUGAUGCAAUAUAACUAUCUUGUAUCUUGUUGCUGUGGUCAGUCUUGCAGGGAAAGGAACAUGGUGUAUGGCCUGUGACAUGAAAGUGUCUUCCACAAACUCCCUUUAGUAGUAAUUGGUUAAUCAUACACCUGAAUUUGAUCCUACAAAUUCCCUGACACCAAAUAGAUUUAGAUGUUUUUCCUGUUCACUCAUUUUGCAUUUUAUAAAUUUAUAAACACUUAAAAUAUAUAUUUAUUUUUUAUAAAUAUUUGAAAGAAGCAUUCUUCACACCUGCCCAAAACAUAUAUAUAUAUAUUUAUAAGGGCAGCAUCACCCAGCCCUAAUUUGGUGUCAUUUUUUUAGCCUUUUAAAUUUUAAUCAAAAGCUUCUCACAAGCUGGAAUUUUUGCUCAUUCCUCCUGUCAGAACUGACACACUUUUUCAGCUCAAUCCACAAAUGUUCUGUGGGAUUCAGGUCAGGACUUUGUGAUGGUUGCGCUAGUACUUUCAAUUUGCUGCCCUGUUGUUACUUAGAUAAUAUUUAGAUCAUUGCCCUGCUGUACCCAGCCGUUAACAAGUUUUAACUUUCUAGCUGAUGUCUUGAAAUGUUGCUUCAGUAUUCCUUCCUUCUUCUGAUCUACUCUUUGAAGCAGGCCAGUCACAGCAAAUAAAAAGCCCCACCCCAUGAUGCUACCACCCACAUGCUUCACAGCUGGGAUGAUGUUGUUUGAGUUAAAUACUCACCCUUUUUUCUCCAUACAUAGAUUUGAUUAUUAUGGCCAAACAGUUCUAAUUUUAUUCUUCAAAAAGCUAGGUCUUUAUCAUUAUUAUCACCUGCAAACCUCAGUCUGAGUCUUGGAGUAGGGGCCUCUUCCUUGCUCCAGAGCCUAGAGGUCAUGGUACUAUAUACAGCGGAUAAAAUAAGUAUUGAACAUGUCACCAUUUUUCUCAGUAAAUAUAUUUCUAAAGGUGCUACUGACAUAUUGACAACCCAUGCAAUCCCUGCAAAGAAAUCAAACUGGAGAUGUCCAUAAAUUAAGUUAUGUGUAAUAAUGUGAAAUGACACAGGGAAAACGUAUUGAACACGCUUACUGAAAUUUAUUUAAUACUUUGUACAAAAGCCUUUGUUGGCAAUGACAGCUUUAAGACACCUCCUGUAUGGAGAAACUUGAUGCAUGCAUUGCUCAGGUGUGAUUUUGGCCAAUUCUUCCACAUAAACAGUCUUCAAAUACUGAAGGUUCCGUGGGCCUCCUAUAUGAACUCUGAUCUUUAGUUCUUUCAGGUCAAGUCAGGUAAUUGGCUGGGCCAUUCUAGCAGCUUAAUUUUCUCUGACAUGAACUGAGAGUUUCCUUGGCUGAGUGUUUGGGAUCAUUGUCUUGAUGAAAUGUCCACCCUCAUUUCAUCUUCAUCAUUCUGGUAGAUGGCAAUAGAUUUUUUAUCAAGAAUGUCUCCGUACAUUUUUCCAUACAUCCUUCCUUCUAUUACAGUAUAUGCAGUUCACCAGUACCGUACGCAGAAAAACAGCGCCACACUAUCAUAUUCUCACCUCAAAACUUUACUGUUGGUAUGGUGUUUUUGGGGUUAAGAGCUUAAACAUGCUUUUUCUUCAGCAAUGGAUCCUUGCAUGGUGAGCGUGCAUACAGGCCAUGGCAGUUAAAUGCAUUACUUAUUGUUUUCUUAGAAACAAUUGUACCUGCUAAUUCCAGGUGUUUAUGAAGCUCUCCACAAAUGGUCCUUGGCUCUUGGACAAUUCUUCUGAUAAUUCUUUUCACUCAGAAAUCUUGCGAGGAGUACCUGGUCAAGGCUGGUUUAUGGUAAAAUGAUAUUCUUUCCACUUCUGAAUUAUGGCUCCAACAGUGCACACUGGAACAUUCAGAAGUUUUGAAAUCCUUCUUUAACCAAUGCAAUCAGUACGUUUUGCAACAAUAAGGUUUCUCUUUGCUUUUCUCCAUCAUGAGAGUGACCAUCUUGUCAUUCUCAUGUGUUCACAUGAGAGUGAUCAUCUUGUGUGACACCUUGUUAAUGUGACACCUUUUUUGAUAGGCCAUCAGUUGGGACUGAACCAACUGAUAUUAAUUUGCAUUGAAAAAGGGCAGGAUUGCUUUCUAAUAACUGAUUGAGUUCAGUUGGUGUCUUGGCUUUCCAUGCCUUUUUGCACCUCCUUUUCUUCAUGUGUUCAAUACCUGUAUCAUUUCAAAUUAUUGCACAUAACUUAAUUUUAUGUCUGUGGUUUGAUUUCUUUGCAUGUGUGGAUUUCAUGGGUUGUUAAAAUUUGUGAAAAUUUGUGAAUAGCACCUAUAGAAAUAUGUUCACUGAGAAAAAUGGUGAUCAGUACUUAUUUUACUCACUGUAUCUCUCUUGUAGGUGAAUUGAUAUAUUUGGUAUAUGGUGCCUUCAAGUUCCUUUCUUAUUGGUUUUUGGUUAAGUUAAACCUUUUAGUCAAAUGUUUACCACUGGGAGUUAAUUUCUGCCUCCAUUCUUAACUAUACAAUGUCUCACGAUUUUUAUUUGAAUACAGUUUGUACAGAUAUUCAUGGUACCCUUGAAAUUGCUCUUAAUGAACCAGGCUUAUGGAGGUCCAAAAUUUGGUUUCUGAGGCCUUGACUGAUUUGCUUAGACUUUAUCAUGAUAUCAGGAGCAAAAAGGUACUCUCUUUAUAGGCAGGCCCUUUUACAUCCCUGUGUCCACCCAGUAAUGCCUAAUUAUAACAAAUGGCCAACCAGAAGCUUCAUUAUAUUAAUUACUGGUAUGUUUCUGACUAUUUAUUGAGUCAGUCAACUUGGUGUAUGUAAGCCUUUGACCUACUAGAAUUCUAGUAGAUAUAGAUUUAAAUCUGAAAUCUAUUUCUAAUUGAUUGUUUUAAUAAUUACCUCAGACGUCAGCAAAAUAAAUGCCCAAAUUAAGAAGCAUGAAAUGUAUAAAAUGAAACAUGUGGAGUUGUGAAAAAUGAGAUUGAAUAUAUUUAGCCUAGGUCUAACCUAAAACCUUGGAUCCUAACUGAACCAUUCUUUUGUAGACUAAACUGUGGCCUUGCUGAUUUCUGUAAAAUGGGAGUUUUAUUAAAAAAAGGGAGUUUUUAAUUAAAAAGGUGGAUGAGUGUGGACCAGUUGAUGUCUUUAACCCUUCCAUCUUAUGGUGUCUCAAAAUGAAAAAAACUAAAAUAGUCAUCAGUUUAUUGGUAUCCUGACUCUAAACACCAUUUACAUGUCAUGGGCUAGAGGUUUCACAAACGUUUUCCAUCACUGACCAUGAUUUUAAAAAAUAAUUUGUCUAAUAAAAUAACACUAUAAUAUGUGAUGUAAUAUGUAAGAUUACAAUGCAGGUCAGUUAUUAUUAUUUUAAGCAGUACAUAGUUAGAUAUCAAGGAUACAAAAAUUUAGUCUGUUGCAUUAACAAGAUGUGAAUUUUUUUUUAUAAAAAUAAACAAAAUAAACUGAGAAGUAAUGAUUGUGUAUCAAUAUGAAAAUUUGAUGUAAACUAUAUGCAGCUGAACUGGGCAAAUGUUGUUGGAAGGUGUAUUGCUUUUUUGUACAGCUUCCAACUUUCUAUACUUACCUCCCAUUUAUGGUGUGGCCAACCAUGAGACAAGCAAUAUAGAUAUUAAUAUAUUAAACAGAGAUUUCAGAGAAGUGGAGCCUUGUAGUACUAGAAUCACACAUAUGAAUCUUUCCAUCAAAACUGAAUUUAUUACUCUAAAAAUCUAUUUAUGGUUUGUUAAAUUAUUAUGGAUUACUCAAUAUAAUCUGCAGUUCUUCCUUUUAAAUGAAGCAGGCACUGACAAUCUUUUUUUUUUAAAUGUUACUCUUCCUUUUCAGUAGGUGGGAAAAAAGCAAAAUGAAGUGAAAAAACAGGUCCAAAAACAUUUGUCCAAAAAUGUAGCGUUGUGUGCAUGCAGGUUAAUUAUGCAGAUUAAAUAAGCAGUGGUGAGGCAUCAUGGAAUAGAACUUCUCUGGUUCAAAGGGGCAUUAAGAGCAGGUAUUGAGAUCCCCAUUUGUCUUAUAAACCAUAACUCCCCAUAUUCUCUGUCCAUUGGUUUACUUAUUCAUCUGCUUUAUCCCUUUCUAUGGCAACAUCUGUAUUUAGAGCACAUGUAACACAGUCCCUUCAUCUGGAAUCUCAGUGUAGCAGUUGAAGCUAUUUCCCACAAUAACCUAUCUAUCAUGCACCCCUACAAUGCUGUAAAUAGCUUUGGGGUGUCCUGAAAAUGAGAAGCAUGGCAUGGUAGGAAUUGUAACUAUUUUUCUUGUACCUGAGUAGAAAAAGGUACUUUAUUUGUGUGUGCUGCAUAUUAAAAGAACGGAAAAAAAAUAGAGAGAAAAAACCCUCAGGUAGUUUAAACUUCAGGCUUGUUAUAAAGUAGUAUCAUGCAUGUUAUUAUGCUAAAGCCAUAUGAGAUACAGUUGUAUAGGUAUAUUUUUCUAAUGUAUUAAAAAUGUGUAAGGAGUGGAUUUACUGGUACAGGAACAGGACUGGAAAGUCGUGUGUCACUGUGCAUUAAAAAAUGGUUGUUUUACCUUUCGUGGUAUUUACUGUACUUUCUGAAGCCUGGGGAUGCAUAAAGCAUUUGGAAUGUAUAUGGAAAAUGCAUUUAGUUACUGAAAUAAUACAUGUGCAGUGUACGUAGUUACAGAAAUAAUGUUGCAUGUAGCUUGUUAUUAACUGUUUAAUUUUUUUCUCUGUAAUGUGAUCAGAUAUUUUGUAUUUUUUUUUCUGUAAAUGUUUUGCAUUUUGCAAAAUUUAUCUCCAUUGAUUGCAAUGGGUUUAAAUACCCCAUAGUCUUUCAUCUGCUUUCUACAGAAAAGGAAAAUCAUAUUUUCCAUUUUUUCUGAAAUUAGCAACCAUGGCAGCUCCAUAAAUCCAUCAACAGAUUCAGUGACUUGCUCAUGUUUUAUUAUUAUUAUUAUUAUUUUUUAUUAUUAUUUUAAUUUUUUUUAGUAAUAUUAAAAAGCAAAUAGGUUCAAAUGUUGUUUGUGUUUACACAUAUAUGUUAAAUGUGUAUUCUGUUUAUGGUUGCAUAAACAAGGUUUAGAUAAUUAACUUUUAAGCUUUUUUGUGGAUGCGUAAAGAACAGAAUUAAACACUGCAUUUUUAAUGUGAGUGACACUGUGAGGUUAAACAAUGUGACAUUUAACAAUGAUGACCUGAGGGAAGAGACAGUAUGACAUUUACAGCAUAUGAGACCUGCUGAUGUCAAUACUGGUACAGGAUUCUACUGGGAAAAGAAACAAAUCCAACAGUAAAAUCCAAUUCAGUUCACAUCUGGUAAGUCAUGCUAUGUCAAAUGCAAAGCAUUAUUAUGUCUUUGUCUUUUUUGUUUAUUUGAUGUUAUCUAUUUUAAUUUGAUUAUAUUUCAAUUAUAUGGCUUUGAGUAAAAAUAGGCACAGAUUAAGUUUAGCCCUAUCUGUCUUUCCAUCUCCUCUAUCCCUGUAUAUGAUGAAUUGAAAACUAAAUUCAGAUAUAGCACAAAUACUAUCCUAAAGUUUACUAUGCCUAGUUCCAUCUAAUACAUUAAAUCAAUAUAUUGUGGCAAAAAGCUUUUCUCAUUUAUGUUUGUUCCACAACUUUCCAUGCUCCAUGUUGUCUGUAUUGUGCUUUACCAUUGAUUUGUCUCCUUGUGGGUGCCAUUUGCAAAUUUCUAAAUGAUUAUUGUACUUUUCUAUUUAUGCACAUAAUGACAACAAAGAG
Hemibagrus wyckioides is the source of this 11417-nucleotide messenger RNA. RefSeq names its product potassium channel, subfamily K, member 12 (gene kcnk12). Gene Ontology annotation, biological process: potassium ion transmembrane transport; stabilization of membrane potential. Lineage: Eukaryota; Metazoa; Chordata; Actinopteri; Siluriformes; Bagridae. The transcript is spliced from 2 exons. The record is from RefSeq and is a predicted model, not a curated record. Bases 723 to 1964 code for a protein of 413 amino acids. Gene Ontology annotation, molecular function: potassium ion leak channel activity. Gene Ontology annotation, cellular component: membrane.